Effrenium voratum is the source of this 756-nucleotide messenger RNA. Lineage: Eukaryota; Dinophyceae; Suessiales; Symbiodiniaceae. The record is from the annotation of a GenBank genome assembly.
AUGACCCCGGAGCAUCUGGAAGCCCAGGUGGAAAUGGAGCUCAAGCAGCCAGAGGACUCCCCAGACUCCGAGCCUUUAGAUUUCUCCCUUCGCUUGAUCGAAAAGAAGGUCAAAGAGGACCCGGAAGACUCUAGUCCAGCGCUACCUGUCGACCCGCUGUCGCUUUCCUCGCUCCUCUCUCAGGGCUUCGAGGAAGGACCUGCCCGCCGAGCGUUGCGACUGCAUCGCAACAACACACAGGAGGCUCUGGAUUGGCUGAUCAACGGGGAGGGGGAGGUGGAGAAGCAGAAGCAGGUCAUGGAAGGAGUGAGAAUGCCAACCACAUUGAAACGCAUCGCGAGACUGAAGGCAAUGCGAAAGUCUCAGCGCGAGCAGCAGGAUACACAAGUACGACAGCUUACAAGCCCACCUGGUCCCAGCCCGAAGCCGAAAGCGAAGCCGCAGGACCUCCUAAGCUUGGAGGCGAGCGAUUACAGGCCGCAGCCAGCGCCAGACUUGCUCAGCCUGGAGGAGCCGGCUGUGCCCACAGACUUCUCCAAGCCGGUGGAUUGGACCUCUUUGCCCGACCAGCUGUCCUUCGAUUCAAUGUGCUCUCAUCGACUGGAUGCUGCAGGGAUAGCUGAUCCUCAAGGCGUGGCUGCGCCAGGGUCAACAGACGCUCAGGCAAGCAGUGGAUAUGCGUCGGAGAAGCCAGCAAAUCCAGGCACCAUGACUGACAAGGAUCUUGGAAUCCUGCUUGGCGAUGUCCUGGGCUGA